Orussus abietinus is the source of this 1250-nucleotide messenger RNA. RefSeq lists its product as uncharacterized. The record is from RefSeq and is a predicted model, not a curated record. Lineage: Eukaryota; Metazoa; Arthropoda; Insecta; Hymenoptera; Orussidae. Bases 28 to 915 code for a protein of 295 amino acids. The transcript has 6 exons.
CGAAUCGGUUCCACGCGGUUCCACGCCAUGAGAGCCGCUCUUCUGCUUUGGGCGUGCGCCGGCACUCUUCUCGGAGCCGCUCCGGCCGACGAUGAGACGCGGCGCCUUCCUUUGCCGUGUCCCGGUCCUCUGAUGCAUUACCGGGACCUGGGCUGCACCGCCGUCUUCGAGAAGGAGGGCGAUCGCUGCCCCUCGAGGUACGACUGCAGCCACCUGGACCGCAGGCGGAGGGACAAGUGCCACGUGAACGGCGUCGAGUACGGCGUCGGGGAAUUUUUGAGGAAGGAGGACUCCAAUCCCUGCGACGUCUCGUGCAAGUGUACCAAGGAUGGCGAAGAGGCAGCUCAUUUCUCGUGCGCCGUUGUCGACUGCGUCGAGGACGUUACCCCUGGCUGCUACUUGAAGCAAUCCGCCGGCAGUUGCUGUCCCGGGGAUGAAGUUUGUCCGGAGCGACCGGAGGACAGGCCCAGGUGCGUCGUCGACGGGGUCACGUAUUGGGACGGGCAAUCGUUCGAUGUUAAAUCGGAACCCGAGAAGUCGUGUUAUUGCAUGGAAGGGUACACGGGAGAAAAUGUCGAGCCGUUCUGCGUUUUGCCGAGACACACGUGGUGUCACGCCGAACUGGAGCACAUCAACGACGUCUACGCCAAGUGUGCCCCGGUGUACACCACUUACCGCGAGCCCGCGGAAUCCUGCUCGAUACAGACGCGAUGCCAGGAAGGAGGCGACGGAGUCCUUCGAAAUUCGAGCGCCAAGUCAGCUUCCGAUGACACGAAGUGCCAGUUUGGCAAUCUCACUAUGGAAAUCGGGGACGAACUGACGCCGUCCUUUACGUCGGAGGACACGUGCAUCAGGUGUACGUGCGAAGUGCCACCGAUUCCCACGUGUACAUACGGGACGUGUUCCCGCGCGUAAAUACGAUGCCCCGGGUGAAACGCGUCAAAACCGAGUCAUCGGGGAUGAGAAACGAAAAGACCCCACUCUCUCUCGAUCCACUAUACCGUGACCGUGAGAAUACAUCCUUACUUGUGGACGAUUAUUGUACGCGACGACGGUGAUUAUGGGUAGGCAUCGCACUUAGGAGGAACUAAAUUACCGAUAGGAUCGUGGUCUUACGAUCGUAAUUAUAAUGGAAAUGAAGACCGAUCGCAGCGGUCAUCGUCAAGACGUUUACUCUUUCCUCUCCUCGAUUUAAUCUAUAAUGAAAUUUAAGUGCUACGCUUAAAUAUACCGUUUCCUACUUGUUUAUA